Malurus melanocephalus (red-backed fairy wren) is the source of this 2888-nucleotide messenger RNA. It is a transcript of the gene SLC25A24, whose product is annotated as solute carrier family 25 member 24. Gene Ontology annotation, cellular component: mitochondrial inner membrane. The record is from RefSeq and is a predicted model, not a curated record. Gene Ontology annotation, molecular function: ATP transmembrane transporter activity; calcium ion binding. The transcript is spliced from 10 exons. Bases 138 to 1568 code for a protein of 476 amino acids. Gene Ontology annotation, biological process: transmembrane transport. NCBI's taxonomy places the organism in Eukaryota, Metazoa, Chordata, Aves, Passeriformes, Maluridae.
UCUUUCCCUCCCGUCUCCUCCUCUCCCCUCCCCUGGCAGCUGUGAGCGGUGGCAGCAUCGCGGGCGGUGUCUCGUCCGCGCCCAGCUGGCGGGAGUCGAGGGACGCUGUCGGUCUGUCCGCGCUGCACGGCCCCGACAUGUUCCAGCUCCUGCGAGGCUUCGURCUGCCGGCGGCCGCCUGCGACGGGAACAGGGAUGGCGACUCCCGUUACGCCAGCCUCUUCAGGAAAUUGGACCUCAACGAAGACGGGAGGGUGGACAUCGCCGAGCUCCAGACGGGCCUYCGGGCCAUGGGCAUCCCGCUGGGGAAAGAGGCGGAGGAGAAAAUUUUGAAAGCUGGAGAUACUAACCAGGAUGGACAAUUGGAUUUUGAAGAAUUUAUGCAGUAUCUUAAAGAGCAUGAGAAAAAGAUGAAACUGGCAUUUAAGAGCCUGGAUAAAAACAAUGAUGGAAAAAUUGAAGCAUCUGAAAUUGUCCAGUCCCUCAAGAUAUUGGGUAUAAACAUUUCAGAAAAACAGGCAGAAAAGAUCCUGCAAAGUAUUGAUGCUGAUGGGACAAUGACAGUAGACUGGAAUGAGUGGAGAGAUCAUUUUAUGUUUAAUCCAGCUACAGACAUWGAAGAAAUAAUUCGAUAUUGGAAACAUUCCACUGUAUUGGAUAUAGGAGAUAGUUUGACUGUUCCAGAUGAGUUCACAGAGGAAGAGAAAAAGACUGGGCAGUGGUGGAAGCAGCUGUUGGCUGGAGGAGUGGCUGGUGCUGUCUCUCGAACAGGUACAGCACCCUUAGAUCGCCUUAAAGUUAUGAUGCAGGUUCAUGGUUCAAAGUCAAACAAAAUGAAUAUAGCCAGCGGUUUCAAGCAAAUGUUGAAAGAAGGUGGUGUCCGAUCCCUUUGGAGAGGAAAUGGUGUAAAUGUUGUGAAAAUAGCUCCUGAAACAGCUAUUAAGUUCUGGGCUUAUGAACAGUAUAAGAAGAUACUCACUAGAGAGGAUGGAAAGUUAGGCACGGUUGAAAGAUUUGUGUCCGGUUCUUUGGCUGGAGCAACAGCACAAACUUCUAUUUAUCCCAUGGAGGUUUUAAAGACCAGAUUGGCUGUGAGUAAAACAGGGCAAUAUUCGGGGAUGUUUGACUGUGCUAAGAAGAUUUUAAAAAGAGAAGGUCCAAGGGCCUUCUACAAAGGCUAUAUUCCUAAUAUUCUGGGUAUAAUUCCUUAUGCUGGCAUUGAUCUUGCUGUUUAUGAGCUCUUAAAGAGUACAUGGCUAGAACACUGUGCAUCAAGCUCUGCUAACCCAGGUGUUUUUGUAUUGUUGGGAUGUGGCACUGCUUCCAGCACAUGUGGGCAGUUAGCCAGUUACCCUCUUGCUCUUAUCAGAACACGCAUGCAGGCUCAAGCCUCGGUGGAAGGAGCUCCACAGCUAAACAUGGUUGGUCUCUUUCAAAGAAUUGUUGCUACAGAGGGACUCCGAGGACUUUAUAGGGGCAUAGCUCCUAAUUUUAUGAAAGUGCUUCCUGCUGUCAGCAUCAGCUAUGUUGUAUAUGAAAAAAUGAAACAGAAUUUGGGAAUAGCAUGAAAUGAAGGAAAAAGGUGAGAUGCUUCUAAUGUUGGAAACACCAGAACAAUGUUUUCUCAAGUAAUCUGCUCUCACAGUUAGAGACAGAUCUUUAUAGAGAGAUGCUGCAACUUCCAUAUUUGCCCUUAAAUGGGAAGAAACUUUCUUAAAUUUUUGUUCACCAUUUCUAAACAGAUACCUAUAUUGCACUUUAAAAUGUCACUGAGUUGAAAAAAAAAAUCAAGAAACUGUCUUUAAAUCAGCAGUAUAUUUUUAUUUUUAGGAAAUCUUGCAUAUUUUACUCAUUGGGUUUUUUUAAAAAUUUGUCCUUUCUAAAUGUGUAUUUGUCUUGGAUCAAACCAAAGGAAGGAGAAGUUUAUGCUGCCUUGAUGCUGAAUAUAUGAAAGUGACUUUGUUUUGUCACGCUGCCUAUACUCGAGCGAUUCACAGGCAACAUUUUGCAUGCCUAGAAGUGAGCACUUUUCUUAUUUUUGAAGACUGAAUGUUAAGUUUAUGAGAAGUAGGAUUUUGGAUACACACAGUGAUGGAGUAACACAUUAAAAUGUAGCCAUCACCUUUAUCUUCAGGCAGACCUUUUUUAUUUUUUGUUUAUUUAAAGAGCCUGAGAAACUGCUGUUCUGCGGUACUGGAAUACCUCAAAUGGAUUUACAUGGUAUUUUUGUAAUACAAUCAGCAAUUCUGGUAACUUGCUCCACUGAACCUGUUUUUCGUUGCACUUGUAAAUGCCAGCACCAUUAACCAUAGCAAAAUCUUGAUUACAGCUGCAUGUUUUACAGGAUCAUAAUACACAGGAACAGAAAAAGCUUAGGURUUAGAUCCAUUCUGUACAAGUGCAAAUUGUUUUUUAAAAACAGGGUGGAGGGUCCAGUAUUGAGCUGGUAGUAAUUGUAGUCCAGCCAAUAGCAGAGCUCUUCAUAGCUGCCUUGAAAAGAGGAAUGCUUCUCAUUUUGAACUCUCCAUUCUCUCCCUUAUUCAGAGGGCUAUAGUCCACUGUGUGCUGUUAGCCAGUAGAGGAUUGCAUUAUUACGUGAAGGUUUUUUACAGGUUUUUCUUACAAGAUCAGUCUUCGUGCACGCUGGCUGUGGGUGUGAAAUUGGGAUAGUAAAAUACUGAAGUGUUUUGUCCAAGUGACCAAGUGGCAGUGCUGACCUCAGUGCCCAUCAGAUUGAUGUUAAUGUAGCAAGCAAAGCAUGCAUGAAAACUUGUUAGUGCUUGAGAAGCAGCUCCUCCUCACAAAACAAAAAAGCAGCACUUCCUCAAUGCAGAAAGUUAGGUGUUUCCACGUACAAGUCCUUCCCAAGUGACUUCCCUUUUUUUUUU